AGGAGACCGGCUGGGUGGAGAAGGGAGAGACACAAGGCAGCUCCCCCCGCCCCAUGGGGUAGGAGGGGGGGGGCUGCCCCUCCCAGCAGCCAUCUGGGAAUUUUUUUCCUGAACUGGUCAAACAAGUAUUGGGGGGUGGCUGGGCAGGGAUCUAACCCCUCACCGCUCAGAAGUCUGGGUGACCAGAUGUCCUGAUUUUAUAGGGACAGUCCCGAUUUUGGGGUCUUUUUCUUAUAUAGGCGCCUAUUACCCCCCACCCCCUGUCCCGAUUUUUUACAUUUGCUAUCUGGUCACCCUACCUACCUGCACUUCCUGCAGCGCUUGUCCCGGUUCCCGUGGCGGACGGCUCCAUUGAGAGGGACGCAAUUCAGUCGGGCGCGGUGUACGAACCGCCAGUCGGUAAAUCGGGUGACGUUACCCGCGGGGAGAAAGUGGUUGCUGGAGUCCCACUUGCUGGUCACCUCAAAGGCCUUACCCUGGAUACAGCUCUGGAGUUGAGCUCCGUGGACCAGAAGCUGCUGCCUCCUCCAUUUUGACCUGGGAACCCAAACUGAGAAGCUGCUUCUUACCCAGCAGAGGAGAGACCUUUGUUAAAGCCCCUCGGUGCCCAGCUCGGGUGGGGACUUUCUCCGGUGCCUGGAACCUGCCCCUGGGGCAGCCCCAGGCUCUGCGGACACCAGGUCCUGAACUGGAGCCCGCAGGCUGAAGAAUCACAUCCAGAUUUCGCUCCAGAUCGUCCCAUCUUCCAGGAGACAGGGAAGGGAAAUGGCUGUGAUGGAGCCAGCUCAGAUGCCGGUGACCUUUGAGGAGGUGGCUGUGUAUUUCACCCAGGGGCAGGGGGCUCUGCUGGACCCCGCUCAGAGAGCCCUCUACAGGGACGUCAUGCAGGAGAAUUACGAGACAGUGACCUCGUUGGGAUUUCCCAUUCCCAAACCUGAGCUGAUCUCCCGCCUGGAACAAGGGGAAGAGCCGUGGGUACCCAAUCUCCAGGCCUGUGAGGAAAGAGAGAUCCCGAGAGGCACCCACACAGGUGCUGAGAUAGUCAGUGAGAAGGAGAAAGGGAAUCACCAUGAGGAAGAUCCUGGGGAUGUGGAACCACAGCACACAUUUGUGGGAAGAGCUGAAGGGAAUUUUUCCCAGUGCUGGGAACAGGGAGAAUCCUGUGGAAAUUGGCAGAGGUCAGAGAGGCUGAUGGGAAACCACCCAGGGAAGAAAGUGGAUGAAUCUAUUAACUGUGGGGGCGGAGACAAGGAUCCCACAGCCCAGCAGACAAAUCCCAAGCAAGAGAAACCCUACCACUGCCUCCAGUGUGGGAAAGGAUUCAUUGUGAGACCACACCUUGUUACAAAUCAGACAAUCCGUACAGGAGAGAAACCCCUUCAAUACUUGGCUCCUGGGAAAAUCUUCAAUAUCUGCUCAGACUUUAAUAACCAUGGGAAAAGCCACAUAGGAGAGAAAUCCUAUCAAUACCUCAAGUGCGGGAACUGUUUGAAUUCAGCACUAAUUACACAUCAGAUAAACCACACAGGAGAGAGAUCCCUUAAGUGCUUAGACUGUGGAAAAAGUUUCAUACGGAGGUCAGACCUUGUUAAUCAUCAGGCAAUCCACACAGGAAACAGACCCCAUAAGUGCUUAGACUGUGGAAAGAGUUUCACGCAGCGAUCAUAUCUUGUAAUACAUCAGAGGAUCCACACAGGAGAGAGACCCCAUAAGUGCUUAGACUGUGGGAAAAGUUACAUACAGAGUUCAGACCUUGCUAAACAUCAGGCAGUCCACACUGGAGAGAGACCCCAUAAGUGCUUAGACUGUGGGAAAAGUUACAUAUGGAGGUCAGAGCUUGUUAGACAUCAGGCAAUCCACACAGGAGAGAGACCCCAUAAGUGCUUAGACUGUGGAAAGAGUUUCACACAGCGAUCAUAUCUUUUAACACAUCAGAGGAUCCAUACAGGAGAGAGACCCCAUAAGUGCUUGGAUUGUGGGAAAAGUUUCAUAUGGAGGUCAGAGCUUGUUAAACAUCAGGCAAUCCACACAGGAGAGAGACCCCAUAAGUGCUUAGAUUGUGGGAAAAGUUACACACGGCGAUCAGACCUUGUUAGGCAUCAGGCAUUCCACACAGGAGAGAGACCCCAUAAGUGCUUAGACUGUGGAAAAAGCUUCAUACGGAGGUCAAUCCUUGUUAGACAUCAGGCAAUCCACACAGGAGAGAAAUCCCAUGAAUGUGUGGACUAUGGGAAAGGUUUCAUACAGAGGUCAGACCUUGUUACACGUCAGGCAAUCCACAUAGGAGAGAGACCCCAUAAGUGUUUAGACUGUGGAAGAAGUUUCAGAAACACAUCAGCCCUUGGUAAACAUCAGGCAUUCCACACAGGAGAGAGACCCCAUAAGUGCUUAGACUGUGGGAAAAGUUACAUAAGGAGGUCAGAGCUUGUUAGACAUCAGGCAAUCCACACAGGAGAGAGACCCCAUAAGUGCUUAGACUGUGGAAAGAGUUACACACAGCGAUCAUAUCUUGUAACGCAUCAGAGGAUCCACACAGGAGAGAGACCCCAUAAGUGCUUGGACUGUGGGAAAAGUUUCAUAUGUAGGUCAGACCUUGUUAAACAUCAGGCCACCCACACAGGAGCAAGACCUCAUAAGUGCUUACACUGUGGGAAAAGUUACACACGGCGGUCAGACCUUGUUAGACAUCAGGCAAUCCACACAAGAGAGAAAUCCCAUAAAUAUGUGGACUGUGGGAAAAGUUUAAUACGGAGGUCAGACCUUCUUAAACAUCAGGCAACCCACACAGGAGAGAAAUCCCACAAGUGUUUAGUCUGUGGAAAAGGUUUCAUAUGUAGGUCACACCUUGUUAGACAUGAGAGAAUCCACACAGGAGAGACACCCCACAAGUGAUUGGACCGUGGGGAAAUUCACGCAGAUAUCACACCUCAUUAAAUAUGAGAGAAUCCACACAGGAUCUAAACUUCUCUGACACAGACAGAAAGUGUUAAGGAAAUUGCAUGUAAUUGACCUAGAUUCAACCUUUAGAAACAUGUUAGAAAAUUGUGUCCUCCGAUAAACUAGAGCUUCAAGAGGUAAAUGUGUAUUGUUAAAGACAUGGAAGAAGCUGGUAACUGUAGUAGUCUUUGUUUAGUUGUAUCUUGUUAAAGGUUAACAAUGGAAAUAAACAGUUCCUGUCUAGGGCUGUAUUCUGUGAAUUCAGAGAUUAAAAGGGAAUAUUAACAUUUAGAUAAAACUUGGUUGUAAUAAUGUCAUUGUUUGUCUCCUGAAAAUUUGUGGUAAACUGUCUAUGAACUGCUUUAUGGAGAAUCUCCUCAUGUUAAUCCAUGUAAUUAAUUACCAGUGAUGUUUAGGAAAUAGGUUACUUCAAAAGCCUGUUGUUCAGCCAAGGACUGUGAGCUGUCGAGACGCUGCAAAAAUGAUCCGUUCUUCUCUGAUCUGCCGAAGCAUUAUUCGGGGCGGGGGGGGGGAGGGCAGUGUGAGUCGGAAGACGGAGAUCUCCAGUCCCAUCUGGACCGCCCUGACAUUGAAAUUGGGCAUUGGACUAGAAUGUGAUGAAAUGAUUCUGUAAAGGACUCUUUGCAAUUCUAAAGCAUCAUCUCUACAGUGAAACUGACCUAAGGACUCUGCCAGUCUGUAUGUAUAAUGAUCGUUCAACCAACUCUCUCCCU
Trachemys scripta elegans is the source of this 3671-nucleotide messenger RNA. Its product is annotated as zinc finger protein 260-like. The coding region runs from base 766 to 2892 and encodes 708 amino acids. NCBI's taxonomy places the organism in Eukaryota, Metazoa, Chordata, Testudines, Emydidae. The record is from RefSeq and is a predicted model, not a curated record. Gene Ontology annotation, biological process: regulation of DNA-templated transcription. The transcript has 6 exons.